GCAUACACAAUGAAGCAGGGAGUUUCAUUCUGGCUCCCUUAAGAGGAGGCUGGGGCAGAAGCAACCUCACAGGUGUGAACGGAGGCACCCACUGCUCCCAGGAUCACAGAAUGCAGCAAUGGCGACUUCUGGUAGUCUCGUUCCUUCUUUCUCCAGUUCCAGCAAGUGCAAUAAAAGAACUCCCUAAAGCCAAGAAUUAUGAAGUGUUUUAUCCCAUAAGACUUCAUCCAUUGCGUAAAAGAGAGACCAAAGUGCCAGAGCCAAAGGAAACAUUUGAAACUGAGCUCAGAUACAAAAUGACAAUAAAUGGAAAGGUUGCAGUGCUAUACCUGAAGAAGAACAACAAGCUCCUAGUCCCUGGCUUCUCAGAAACAUACUAUAAUUCCAGUGGAAACAAGGUCACCACGAACCCACAAAUCAUGGUAUAACAUCUGCUAGGUCUCUUGGUAAUGCAGUAUACCCUACAUACCUAAAUACAAUGUCCUUUCCUGGCAAAUAAAAAAUUAAACUGCUUUUACAGA
Messenger RNA from Rattus norvegicus (Norway rat), 521 nucleotides. Its product is annotated as disintegrin and metalloproteinase domain-containing protein 28-like. NCBI's taxonomy places the organism in Eukaryota, Metazoa, Chordata, Mammalia, Rodentia, Muridae. The record is from RefSeq and is a predicted model, not a curated record.